CAAUAUUAUUCCACAAGGAUAAUGAGCAUUUUAAUUAUUCUCAUAAUUUCCCCAAAAUGGCACAAUUAUACACUUUCUAUAAAAACAUGAGGAAAGAGAGUAGGGUUUGCAUCAGGGUCUUUUUUUCCCGUAUAGGGUGUGCCAACCUGCAUACGUCACGUUUGCUUCCUUCCUCACAGCCUUUAAACUCGCAAAACAUCUGCUCAAACUCAGGGGAGGGGAUGAGCAUCUGCAAGUAGCAUCUCUUCAGAGGUUAUUUUUGCCAGAUAUUCAGGUCACACUUGUGUCUGGUUGCGGAGGUCAAGUGAUAGCCUCUAGGAGUUUCACUGCAACUUCAGCACCAGCAUGGAGGCCCUCUACUCCCUCAGCUCACCCACAUCCUGCCCCUCAGUGUACGGCUUGGACAACUCCAGCGUUAUCUUGGAGCACUACAACCACACGGGGCGUCUGCAGCACCGGCAGCCACGGAAAAGCGGGUUCAGCACGACCACAGCCAUCUUCCUGGCCAUUAGCAUCUUCAUCGUCCUGGAGAACCUGGUGGUCCUGCUCGCCGUGCUCUUUCGCAUCCGGCUGCGCAGCCGCUGGGUCUACAUCUGCAUCGCCAACAUCAGCCUCAGCGACCUGCUGGCUGGACUCGCGUACGUGGUCAACCUGUGCAUGUCGGGCAGCAGGACCUUUGAGCUGAGCCCAGCGCUCUGGCUGUUCCGCGAGGGGCUCCUGUUUGUGGCCCUGGCUGCAUCCAUCUUCAGCCUGCUGCUGAUUGCCAUGGAGCGCUACACAACCAUGAUGAAGCCCAUGAACCAGAAAUCGGCCAAGAAGACGUGCCGCAUCUACACCAUGGUGGCACUGUGCUGGGUUCUGGCGUUCGCCAUAGGCUUCCUGCCCCUGCUGGGGUGGAAUUGCGUGUGCAACCUGAGCAGCUGCUCCACCCUCCUGCCCCUCUACUCCAAGAGUUACAUUCUCUUCGCCCUCAUCCUCUUCUUCAUCAUGCUGACGGCCAUCGCGUUCCUCUAUGGCGCCAUCUUCCUGCACGUGAGGAACAGCACGGCACUGAGCGCGACGCGGAGUCGCACUCGCUCCAUGCGGCUGCUGAAGACGGUCAUCUCCAUUGUGGGAGUCUUCAGCGUGUGCUGGGGCCCGCUCUUCUUCCUGCUGCUGGUGGACUUUUUCUGCUCGUCCCGAGACUGCAGCCUCCUGUUCAGCUCCGACUGGGUCAUCGCCCUGGCCGUGCUGAACUCCGCCGUGAACCCCCUCAUCUACUCAUUCGGCAGCAUGGAGCUGCGCAAGGCCAUUGCCAGCAUCCUGUGCUGCUGCUGCCUGUGGGCAGGCCUGUGUGACCCCAAGACCUUCAUGUCUAAGGAGACGGCCAGCACCUCAGGGAGCCGACAUGACAGCCUGCGAAACAGCUUCAGCAAGGUGAGGAGUAUGAGCACGAGCCCAACGCCCAAAACCAGAAAGAUGCGCCUCAGCACCACCACCUCUUGCCUGUCUGUGUCAAGUGGUUAGACAGCAGAUAACUGUAAACCACAGGAUACACCUUUCUCAGCUCUCGGCAGCUCCACCCAAGCACGCUGCAAGUUGAGCACUUCUCCAAAGCUGAAGGGUGCAAGCCUUUGCAUUAUUCCACCUGACUGUCUGUUAUUCAUCAAAUGAAAGAGAUCAACGCACAGAGACAACUGCUAACUGUCAGGGGGCACGGAGAUCCGGUGUUUUGAUGCGAUGUUACACUUUGUUUUGAUGCGAACUGUUACACUUGCAACACCUGAAGUGCGUUCAAAUUAGCAAACAAAUGAACAGAUUUUCGCUUGCCCUGAGUUCGCGGCGCACGUUUGCGCUUUGCACACAAACGGUCUGAGGAGGUAGUUCUCGGCGAACAUCCAUGGACGCUGGACUAUUCAGCGGGUUAUUAUUUGAAUCAAACAACUUGAAAUGUUUACACAAAAACGUUCAAAUUUAAAGGUUUAAAUUAAAAUUUGUUGGCCGAGAACAUUCGCCCCUGUUUGCCACAUUUGAACGCACUUCUGAUUUAUUGCCAGUUAUGUCACAGUCACGAUAGUGAAAUCUGUGAUGAACAUGCUUUAAUCAUGCCGUAGUAUUUGCUCAGAAUGUUCUCAUCUUUUAACAUACUUUCACGUAAGCAUUCAAAAUAGCCUAUAAGGCUGGUAUAUCUUUGUAUAUAACAUAAACAUAACAUAGAAGAUAUAUUGUGGUUUUUUUUUCACAUUUGUAUAGCUAUCACAUUAGUAUUAAAUAUGAUUUGAAUGGAAAACUGUGAACUGCAUUUGUACUGCAUCUUGCACAUCAAUAUAUUUUGUGACAUUUUUUCGAAUGGCUCUGUAUGCCUAUUUGUAUUGAAUAUAAUAAAGUUAUUGUGAAUAUUAAAAUAAAGAUGUUUUCAAAUUUA
Clupea harengus (Atlantic herring) is the source of this 2404-nucleotide messenger RNA. It is a transcript of the gene s1pr4, whose product is annotated as sphingosine-1-phosphate receptor 4. NCBI's taxonomy places the organism in Eukaryota, Metazoa, Chordata, Actinopteri, Clupeiformes, Clupeidae. Gene Ontology annotation, biological process: G protein-coupled receptor signaling pathway. Gene Ontology annotation, cellular component: membrane. The record is from RefSeq and is a predicted model, not a curated record. Gene Ontology annotation, molecular function: sphingosine-1-phosphate receptor activity.